AUGGAAACAAUUAUAAUAGAUGACAAUAAUAAUAAUAAUAGUAUACCAAUAAGUAGACCAUCACUAAAUGGAUUAGCAGGUCCACCUGCUCCAUUAGAUUUCAGUGAAUAUUCUGAACUUUUCGAUGAUUGGUUACCUGAACCGAUACCAGGACAAAAACGAAAGCUCGGACAUCGACGAGAUGAUCCACCAACACCACCAUCUCCAAGACAGCCACCACCAAUAAUCCCAAGAAAAACUUUACCACCUAGAGAUGUAAAUAUUCCAUUAACUGGAGGAUCCGUUCAUGGAUCACCAUUUUCCAACGAUAGAAAACAUCAAGAAAACGAGCAACGUUCAUUUAAUGUAUUAUUACCAUUAGAAAAACAAGAGUCAAAUAACGAAGAACGGCAAACAACUAUUGCCAACAUAGCAAGAGAAUCUUCAAUGAUUAUAUCACCUAUAAAAAGUUCAACGCCAGAAAUAAAAGAAAGGUCUCCUUCAUUUAUACCAAAAAAUGGUAUAAGGGCAACAACAACAACAACAACAAUACAUACAUCAUUUGAAUGUAAAAUCAUUCCUAUCGAGUGUCGUUAUUUUUUCAAAAAAUUAAAACAAAAAUAUACAUUUGAAAAUAUUGAAGCUCAUCAAAAAUUUCUUGAGAAACAAUAUAGAUCAUUAGAGGAUGAAAGAGAGAAUCUUAAAUUACAACUCGAUAAAUUAGAAAAAAGAUUUGUCGAAAACAUGCCACCACCAUCAUUGAAUAUAUUUGAUAAAUUACAAUUAUACGCAAAACAACUAAAACCAGAUGAUAAGAAUUUGAGUUCUCUUAGAGAACAAUGGAAGAAUGUACUUCGAAAAACGAAACUAGAAUUAACCACAUUGAUGAGACAAGCUAAAAUUAUUGAAUUAGAGCAGAUUAAUAAGGAAUAA
Rotaria sp. Silwood2 is the source of this 912-nucleotide messenger RNA. The record is from the annotation of a GenBank genome assembly. NCBI's taxonomy places the organism in Eukaryota, Metazoa, Rotifera, Eurotatoria, Philodinida, Philodinidae.